ACCAGCAGCACAACUGCAGCUACCACGGGGGACAAAACAACGAAUGAAUGUCAGGAUAGUGGACUUCAGCGUAGGAGAGCUGCUGUUUUCAUUUAACUUCACUCCAUUUUUUAUAACUCAUAAUCAGCUUUAUACAACGAUAAGAAGCACAGCUGUAGAUGAGUCAACAUGCCGACCGGAUCAGUGAAAUUGCAGAGUAUCAAAAAAUUGGGACAGGAAAACCACAGCUAUGAGGUUUCAGAUGACGAACCAGCUGGCACCUAUAUGACCAUGACAACUCCCAAGGAGAAGAAGAAAGCUGAGGAAAACACAGAGCAGCCAGCGAUAAGGGUUGGCUUCUUUCAGCUGUUCCGUUUUGCCACAUGCAACGAGACGCUGAUGAUGGUUGUGGGCAGUGUGUGUGCGGUGCUGCACGGUUCAGCCCAGCCUCUCAUGCUGCUGGUGUUCGGCCUGCUCACCGACACCUUCAUCGAGUACGACAUCGAGCUCAAUGAGCUGGCCGACGACAGGAAGGAGUGUGUGAACAACACCAUCCAGUGGAAGAGGAACUACACAAAUCACAGCCCGGGAACGCCACUGAACUUUAGCAACUUUGACAAUGCAACAUGGGAGAUGUUAUCACCAAUCAAGAACAGGACGUGUGGGAUUCUCGACAUUGAAUAUGAAAUGACCUUGUUUGCCUUCUAUUAUGUUGGAAUUGGAGCAGCUGUAUUCAUUUUGGGAUACUUGCAGAUCUCUCUAUGGGUGACGGCUGCUGCCAAGCAGAUUCAGCUCAUCAGGAAAAUGUAUUUCAGUAAAGUGAUGAGGAUGGAGAUCGGCUGGUUCGACUGCACCUCCGUGGGGGAGCUCAACACUCGCAUGUCAGAUGAUAUCAACAAGAUCAACGAUGCUAUCGCGGAUCAAGUAGCCAUUUUUUUGCAGCGCUUCACCACCUUUGUGUGUGGCUUCUGCAUUGGCUUUGUGAAAGGAUGGAAGUUAACACUUGUCAUCGUUGCAGCAAGUCCACUGAUUGGUGUUGGAGCUGGGCUUAUGGCUCUGUUUGUGGCUAAGAUGACCGGUUUGGAGCUGCAGGCCUAUGCCAAAGCUGGCGCCAUAGCCGAUGAGGUCCUCUCCUCUAUCAGGACUGUGUCUGCUUUUGGUGGGGAGUUGAAAGAAGUGCAAAGGUAUGACAAGAACUUGAUCUCAGCUCAGCGCUGGGGCAUCAGGAAAGGUCUGAUCAUGGGCUUUUUCACUGGGUACAUGUGGCUGAUCAUCUUCCUGUGCUAUGGUCUGGCCUUCUGGUACGGCUCCAGUCUUGUGGUUGAUACUGAGGAGUAUACACCAGGAACAUUACUGCAGGUAUUUUUUGGUGUUCUGAUAGCGGCCAUGAAUUUGGGGCAGGCCUCUCCAUGUCUUGAAGCGUUUGCUGCAGGCCGUGGAGCUGCUACCAUCAUCUUUGAGACUAUUGACAGAGAGCCGGAGAUUGACUGUUUAUCUGAGGCUGGGUACAAGCUUGACAGGGUCAAAGGAGAUAUUGAGUUUCACAAUGUGACUUUCCACUACCCCUCCAGGCCUGAAGUCAAGAUCUUGGACCAGCUCAGUGUUUCGGUGAAGUCAGGGGAGACCACAGCGUUUGUAGGGCCAAGUGGAGCUGGAAAGAGUACUGCUAUUCAACUCAUCCAGCGCUUCUACGACCCUAAAGAAGGAAUGGUGACCCUGGACGGUCAUGACAUCAGAGGGCUGAACAUCCAAUGGCUGCGCUCGCUGAUUGGCAUUGUGGAGCAGGAACCUGUGCUGUUUGCCACCACCAUUGCUGAGAACAUACGCUACGGUCGACCCCGUGUCACAAUGGACGACAUCAUCAGUGCCACCAAGGAGGCCAAUGCAUACAACUUCAUCAUGGAUCUGCCACAGAAAUUUGACACCUUGGUGGGAGAGGGUGGAGGUCAGAUGAGCGGCGGUCAGAAGCAACGUAUUGCCAUCGCCCGGGCGCUGGUCAGGAACCCUCGUAUCCUGCUGCUGGACAUGGCGACCUCUGCCCUCGACAACGAAAGCGAGGCUACAGUUCAAGAGGCUUUGGAUAAAGUACGCAUGGGUCGCACCACCAUCUCCAUCGCUCACCGGCUGUCCACUAUAAAGAAUGCUGAUGUGAUUGUGGGAUAUGACCAUGGCCGGGCUGUGGAGAAGGGCAAACACAAUGAGCUGCUGGAGCGGAAGGGGGUCUACUUCACUCUGGUCACCCUGCAGAGCCAAGGAGACAAGGCCCUGAAUGAGAAGGCUCAACAAAUGGCUGACAAUAACGAAGAGCCGGAGAAGCUCAGCCUAUCCAGAGCCGGCAGCUACCGUGCCAGUUUGAGAGCAUCCAUCCGCCAGCGGUCCAGAUCCCAGCUGUCCAACUUGAUCCCAGAGUCUGCUGUUCCUAUAGCUGGAGAGCUCGGCCCUAGAGCCUAUGCUGUGUCACAGGGAGACAAAUCCAAGGAAGACAUCCCGGAAGAGGAGGAGGAGGAACUCGUGGAGCCAGCUCCAGUUGCCAGGAUCCUGAAGUACAAUAUACCCGAGUGGCCAUACAUGCUUUUUGGAUCCCUCGGGGCUGCCGUAAACGGAGGAGUCAACCCUGUCUAUUCUUUAUUGUUCAGUCAAAUCUUGGCGACAUUCUCACUUACAGAUCCUGAGGCUCAGAGGCGGGAGAUUGAUGGUAUCUGCCUGUUCUUCGUCAUGGUUGGCGUGGUCUCUUUCUUCACCCAGAUGCUGCAGGGUUAUGCAUUCUCUAAGUCUGGAGAGCUGCUGACCCGCAGGUUACGGCGGCUAGGCUUCCACGCCAUGCUGGGCCAAGAGAUCGGCUGGUUUGAUGAUCACAGGAACAGCCCUGGAGCUCUGACCACACGUCUGGCGACUGAUGCCUCCCAAGUUCAAGGGGCCACAGGCUCACAGAUCGGUAUGAUCGUCAACUCCCUGACCAACAUCGGUGUGGCCAUCAUCAUGUCCUUCUACUUCAGCUGGAAGCUCACGUUGCUCAUCCUGUGCUUCCUGCCAUUCAUCGCUCUGUCAGGUGGCUUCCAGGCUAAGAUGCUCACAGGCUUCGCAAAGCAGGACAAGCAGGCCAUGGAGGCUGCUGGACAGAUUUCUGGUGAGGCUCUAAACAACAUCCGCACCAUCGCAGGCCUGGGGAAGGAGAGGAGUUUUGUGGACAUGUAUUAUGCCCAGCUGGAUGCUCCAUACGAGGCAGCCUUGAAGAAGGCUAAUGUGUAUGGAGCCUGCUAUGGUUUCGCCCAGUGCGUCGUCUUCUUGACCAACUCCGCCUCCUACAGGUUUGGGGGUUACUUGGUGCGACAGGAGGGGCUCCACUUCAGCCUGGUGUUCAGGGUCAUCUCAGCCAUCGUCACCAGCGGCACAGCCCUCGGCAGAGCCUCCUCUUACACCCCAGACUACGCCAAGGCCAAGAUUUCAGCUGCACGUUUCUUCCAGCUGCUUGACCGAGUGCCGAGCAUCAGCGUUUACAGUGACAAGGGAGAUAAAUGGGAUAACUUCCAAGGCAACAUUGAGUUCAUUGACUGCAAGUUUACUUACCCCACCAGACCAGAUAUCCAGGUUCUCAAUGGGCUGAAUGUGUCGGUGAAGCCUGGCCAGACGCUGGCAUUUGUUGGCAGCAGUGGCUGCGGGAAGAGCACCAGCGUGCAGCUGCUGGAGAGGUUUUAUGAUCCUGAUCAUGGCAGAGUGCUGAUUGAUGGCCAUGACUCUACUCGUGUCAACGUGCCCUUCCUGCGAUCCAAGAUUGGCAUCGUAUCCCAGGAGCCCAUCUUGUUUGACUGCAGCAUCGCAGAGAACAUCAAGUAUGGCGACAACUUGCGGGAAAUCGGCAUGAAUGAGAUCAUCUCGGCCGCCAAGAAGGCCCAGCUUCAUGACUUUGUCAUGUCACUUCCUGAGAAAUACGACACCAAUGUCGGCGCCCAAGGUUCUCAGUUGUCUCGCGGUCAGAAGCAGCGUAUUGCCAUUGCCAGGGCAAUCAUACGCGACCCCAAGAUCCUCCUCCUGGAUGAGGCCACUUCUGCCCUGGACACCGAGAGCGAGAAGACCGUGCAAGACGCGCUGGACAAAGCCAGAGAAGGACGGACCUGCAUCGUUAUCGCCCAUCGCCUGUCGACCAUUCAGAAUUCUGACAUUAUCGCAGUCAUGUCCAGGGGCUUUGUGAUCGAGAAAGGAACGCACGACCAGCUCAUGGCCCUGAAGGGAGCUUACUACAAGCUGGUCACCACAGGAGCAACAAUUAGCUAACUGCUCGGAGAGUGUAGCCAAUUAGCAAGGCAGCCGAGAGAAACGAAUGUACAGAACAGUGUUAUUGCCAUCUAGAGAGGCCAGGUCUGGAAUAUUUCACAUACUUUAGAUCACUAAGUAUGUUUAAAAAAAAGUAAGAUGCACCUGUUUACUCUUAAAGUAUUUAUUUUAGGGUAGGGAUUGUUGUCAUGAAGAGCAGGGUUUUGUGAGAUACACCAUAUUAUUGUUUGGAGUAUUUUAAGAUUACUCAAUGUAUUUCUGAUGUUUUAUUUCUCAUCUUUUCUUUACAUCUUGAGUAGUGGAUCUAUCCUACUGCACAUUCACACACUACCAAAUAACAGGCAAGUGUGAACCGCGGCUUGGAAAUGCUAACACACAGUACAUUUCCUUCCUUCAAGAAUUACUUUUACAUUUUGGAAAAUAAUUGUGGGCUUAUUCAUAUUCUUGCUGAAAGUUAGAUGAGAAGAUUGGUACCACUUGUGCUAGAUAAGAAGCAGACGAUUAGCGCAGGUUACAUGAAAAGUGAAAACAUUGGGAACAGCUAGCUAGCUAUACCUACAAACACACAACUCCUACAAAACCACAAAAGUAGGAGGAGGUAGGCUAACUAUUUCCCUCCAUUUUUAGUCUUUAUACUGCAUGAAGCAGUAUACUUCUGAAAAUGUUAAACUAUGUUUUCAAACAGUAUGUCAGACAGAAACCACUCAAAAUAGUAUGUUAUUUAUGUACAGUAUGUGUUGACAGAUAAUUCAAUGUAAUUGCUUUAUUAAUUGUAUUUCUUCUUGCUCUUGAAUUUGUGUUGUUUUCAGCCUUCACAUUGUACUGCAAUUCAGUGGGGUUGGUCUUAUUUUUUUUAUUCUGUAUGUGACAGUUAAAUAAAAACCAUAUAAACCA
Messenger RNA from Scomber japonicus (chub mackerel), 5145 nucleotides. Its product is annotated as bile salt export pump-like. Gene Ontology annotation, molecular function: ABC-type transporter activity; ATP binding; ATP hydrolysis activity. Lineage: Eukaryota; Metazoa; Chordata; Actinopteri; Scombriformes; Scombridae. Gene Ontology annotation, biological process: transmembrane transport. The transcript is spliced from 29 exons. Gene Ontology annotation, cellular component: membrane. The record is from RefSeq and is a predicted model, not a curated record. The coding region runs from base 169 to 4251 and encodes 1360 amino acids.